This is a messenger RNA of Saccoglossus kowalevskii, 968 nucleotides long. RefSeq lists its product as uncharacterized. NCBI's taxonomy places the organism in Eukaryota, Metazoa, Hemichordata, Enteropneusta, Harrimaniidae. The record is from RefSeq and is a predicted model, not a curated record. Gene Ontology annotation, cellular component: acetylcholine-gated channel complex; membrane.
CACCAGCAGUGGAGAUGUCAUUGGAAUCAUCAACAAUAAUGUACAGCUUCAUUCCCAUAUGUUAUUUGUCGUUCUGUGCGUUGCUCUUCGAGUGUGACGGUAUCGUGAUAAGAAACGUGGCUACUGACGACGACAUGAUGAUUCAAGAAUUUACGUACUGUAACGGGAACGUCAGUGCGUGUAUGAAAGUGCCGGGUCGAAUAUGCAACCAAGAUGAUGUCCUGUCCGCCUACCAAGUUCAACUUCUUGAGAAUCAGCUGUCCAGUUUCCAGCAAUCCACGCCAUGUCCCUGCAACGACGACAACUGUACUACUAGAUUUAUGAUGACUAUACUAUUGUUAAACGAAUUACCUUGGAAUAAAACUGAUCCCUUAUAUCAACGUAAAGAUGUCGCGGUGGCCAGGAUGACUAACACAUUCAGGAUAGAACUGGAAAAAUCAGCAAAGUGUGGAGAGAAUGUUGUUAUUGUAAUAGUGGUGCAAGAGAAAAUGGUUGCAUUCUGGUGCAUCACACGUCGAGACAAGAAGACUUCGUGGGAAUACUGGACUUCAUUUUUCUGGUAUCCAUUGUUAUACUGGGUCAGUGGUAUCCAUUGCUAUACUGAGCCAGUGGUAUCCAUUGCUAUACUGGGUCAAUGGUAUCCAUUCCUAUACUGGGUCAGUGGUAUCCAUUGCUAUACUGAGUCAGUGGUAUCCAUUGUUAUACUGAGUCAGUGGUAUCCAUUGCUAUACUGGAUCGGUGGUAUCCAUUGCUAUACUGGGUCGGUGGUAUCCAUUGCUAUACUGAGUCAGUGGUAUCCAUUGUUAUACUGGGUCGGUGGUAUCCAUUGCUAUACUGAGCCAGUGGUAUCCAUUGCUAUACUGGGUCAGUGGUAUCCAUUGCUAUACUGGAUCGGUGGUAACCAUUGCUAUACUGGGUCGGUGGUAUCCAUUGCUAUACUGGGCCAGUGGUAUCCAUUGUUAUACUGA